This is a messenger RNA of Penicillium salamii, 1557 nucleotides long. Lineage: Eukaryota; Fungi; Ascomycota; Eurotiomycetes; Eurotiales; Aspergillaceae. The record is from the annotation of a GenBank genome assembly.
AUGGAGCGCCGUAUCACUCGUUCUGCCGCUCUGGCUGCUACGGCUGCUUUUGUCGCCGAGGGCAAUAGCCCCGUUGUCAAACAGCCAUCAAGUCAGUCGAAGGUUGCCAAAAAAUCCAAGAAAAGGGGGUAUAAAUCAACUACACUCAUCGCUCCCAACUCUGCUGCAAUCUCCAGCCCUACUUCUGUCGCUGAUACCAAAUCGCCCAAUGGCCGAAGUGGAGCGAUCGAGGAGGAGAAGACGGCACGAUUCAAUGAACUUCCUCAUAAUCUGGGAUCUGUACCCAGUACAUCGGUUACAGGAAGUAAUUCUGCCACCUUGCCCAUUGAGUCAGACAAGGAAAACCAAUCUCAGCCUUUGGACGGGAAGACGGCCGAACUGGCUGCCGAUCUUCAGCACACUGUGGACAAGGCUGCAACUAAGAUUGAAGAAAUCCCGGCAGCUCCAAUCACCCCUGGCCGGAAACCAAAGAAGAACACUUAUGGCUUGACACCCGGUGUCUCUCCUUUCCCUGAAUUGACCCGGCCUACCCCCGAGGAGUGUGAAGAGGUCAAUCGACUGCUAACUAGUAUUCAUGGCGAAGUCAUUGCGCCCGCAACUAUCCCGGAACCUUCUUUGACAGUCACUGGCUGCGGAGAGGUACCAUCCGUCCUAGAUGCUUUGAUUCGCACUCUUCUUAGCGGUGCUACCACCGGAAAAAACUCAGCCAUGGCUUUCAAUGGUCUGGUCAAUCGAUUCGGCAUUCUCUCUGAAGGGAUUGGCAAAGGCAGUGUCAACUGGGAAGCUGUUCGACAAGCCACAGUCAAAGACGCAUUCGAAGCAAUCAAACGUGGUGGUCUAGCAGACAUCAAAAGCAAGAAUCUGAAAGCAAUUCUUGACAUAGUCCACGAGGACAAUCAAGCGCGACGCAAUGCCCUCGUGGACGCGGAAUCCAAAGAUCACACAGUCCCCAAGCUGGUGCCCGAUAAAGCGGAAAUGAACAAAAUAUACGAGAUUGCCUGCGCAGACCAGAACUUUCUGUCCCUCAAUCACCUCCACAACCUCACCACUGAUGAAGCUAUGUCGAACCUGAUCAAAUAUCCAGGGAUUGGACCAAAGACAGCCGCUUGCGUUGUUCUAUUUUGUCUUCAGAGACCCUGUUUUGCUGUUGACACGCACAUCUUCCGGCUUUGCCGCUGGCUGGGAUGGGUCCCUUCCAAGGCCACUGAAGUCACUGCCUUCAGCCACCUAGAAGUACGGAUCCCAGACCACCUGAAAUACUCGCUCCAUCAGCUUUUUAUUCGCCAUGGUAAAAGCUGUCCCCGGUGUCGCGCAAUUACCGGCGAGUCCAGCAAUGGGUGGGAAGAUGGCUGUGUCAUUGAUCACCUAGUGACCCGUACCGGAAAGCGCAAGGGUAAUGGAGCGGCUGCCGCCACUCCCAAGCCAAAGAAGAAGAUUGUCAAGAAAGCAGCCAACUCGCGAGUCAAGCGCAGGGAGGAGAAUGUUCAAAUUGAAUUGGAAACGGAGGAGAGCGAGCUUUCCAGCGUCGGUGAAAUGAGUGAUGAAUACACCCCCUAA